Messenger RNA from Eriocheir sinensis (Chinese mitten crab), 4497 nucleotides. RefSeq names its product prenylated Rab acceptor protein 1-like. The coding region runs from base 80 to 697 and encodes 205 amino acids. The transcript is spliced from 6 exons. The record is from RefSeq and is a predicted model, not a curated record. Gene Ontology annotation, cellular component: Golgi apparatus. Lineage: Eukaryota; Metazoa; Arthropoda; Malacostraca; Decapoda; Varunidae.
ACCAGAGUGAGGCAGAGAGCGCUCGGGUGGCCCCUGUGAUGCUCCUGCUGCCUCGCCUUUGUAAACAGCACAGACCAUCAUGUCGGGCGGCUCUGGAGGUGACGUGGAAAUUGACAUCUCCGGUGAAAUUGAUGUUCCUGAGAAGCUCCGUGAUCCUUCCAAAGCAGGGUUCAUGAUGCAGCUCCCCAUGCAGCUACAGCUGGCGUCUCCAGCGGCGCGAGAAUGGGUCACUCGCCAGAGGGAAAAUGUGCGGCCAUGGAUGGUUUUCUUCAAUACCCAAAAAUUCAAGGCACCACCCAGUGUCCAGAGGUGGAGUAAACGUUUGGCCAAGAAUGUUGAUUACUUCCAGUCGAACUACAUGUUCGUCUUCGUUGUUCUCAUCUUGUAUUGUCUGAUCACAUCUCCUCUGCUGCUUUUGGCUGUGGCUGCAUCUCUAGGAGCAUGCUACAUUCUCUCCCUUCGAAAUGCUGAGAAGAAGAUAAUAGUUGGAGGCCAUGAGGUGUCUUUGGCUCAUCAGUUUGCUGCUGUUGGAGUUUUUUCUCUCCCAGUGUUCUACAUUGCAGGAGCUGGAGCUGUCCUUUUCUGGGUUCUAGGGGCCAGCCUGUUCAUCAUUAUGGUCCAUGCUUCAUUAUAUAACAUUGAGAGUCUCUUAGGCUCAGAUGAGGAGCCAUUCGAAUUGGAGAUGGAACAGGUGUAGACAGUGUCAGGUGCAGAUGUCUUAAUGGAACCUGCAUCUACAUAAGUUGACCAAAAUGCUAUGGAAUCUUUAAUGUGCAACUAAAGGCUGGAUCUGAAUGUUUUUUCAUUUCUCUUGGACAACAACCACUCUUAACAUUUUGAAAUAGUGUACCUAAUUUUGGUGUAAUAGGUACGAGUAAAAUGUGCACAGAGAAAUUGUAUCGGGAACUUCACCUUAAACAUGCUCUCUACAAAUACCCUAUGCAUCCGGUGCCAUCAGUAUGCAGUUGUUUAUUCAGAACAGAAACCACAUCAAGAGGCUCAGUGAUAGUUGGUGACUAGUGGACACUUCAAUAAAGGAUGUUUGACUGACCAGGUGUUAGAAAUAUAAUGACCAUCAACUUAAUGAUGGGCUAAUGGGCAGAUCUGUUCCAAGUUAACCAAACGAACCCUCCCUUGCUUUCACUACCCCAGUGACUUUCAGUAGUCAUGAACUACUUACAGGAGCUUUCAAGUUUUAAAAGAAAGCUAAUACAACUGGUGCAGAAUUCUCAGCAGCAAAGCUCAUCAUAUAAGUGGUGAAGAAUUCUCUACAGCAAUAUAAUAUAUUACUUAGCAAUAGACACAUAGGAUAGUAAAUAAUUUGUGUUGAAUAUGAAACUUUCUUGGGAGGGAUUAGAUCACUUUAAUUAUUUUAUCGAAGUAAGAGGUUUGAACAGAGACUUGAAUCAAAAUUUGGAAACUUUUAAAAUUAUUGUGCUUCCUAUUCCUUCACAUUUUAGGGUUAUUAACUCAAUACAUAUUUAUUGCAUUAUGUUGCCAGUUUUCUGUGUUCACCCAUGGAAUUGCACCUUGCCUUCAAGAAGCACCGUACACUCACUGCAAACAUAUUAUUGUGCACCAUAGACUAUGGUAUAGUCUGUUUCAUUCCGUCUGUCCACUCGUGAACGUAGAUAUGGCACCUGUGCAUUGUAAGUUCGUGAUUGCGUGAAGAUCAACUUUAUAUUUUCAGCGAUAUAUUUGAAUGUUUGUGUAUACAAAAAAACCUCAAGUCGUCUUAUAUAAACCGCAAGCAUGCUGAUUUGCAUUAAUAAAUCUACUAUACAAGCACAUGAAAGAACAACUUGUAUAUUGAACAGUAUAGUCUGAUCAUACUCAAACGAUUUAUAGCCUCUCAGAUACGCAUAUUUCAUCUCAUUCAGGUACAUAAAGUUACAUCCGACUCUGCAAGUGUCUAUACAUAAGGAAUUUUGAUGCGUGGCAUGUAAAUAACAUGGGUAGCCUAAUAUUCGAAAUAGCCUAUCAUCGCAUUCAAGUUAUUAAUUAUUAUUUCAUGUUAUUUUGAUUAUUAAUUGUUAUUUGCAUGCAGUAAAUUAUUAAGAUACCCUUUAUUUGCACUUGCAGAGCCAGAUGUCUUUUAAUAUACCUUAAAUGAGCUAUCAAUCAAUGAAUUUGAAAAACCAUAGAUCGUUUGAGCAUGAUGUGACUAUGUUAUUUGAUACAAGCUUGUCUUUUCGUGUGCUUGUGUGUUAGAUUAUCGAUGCAAAUGACUGAGUUGUUUUUUGUAUACAUAAACAUUCAAAUAUAUUAUUGAAAAAUAAGCUUGAAUGUCUAUCACAACAGUUGAUUUUCACGUAUUCAUGAACUAGAAAUGCGCAGGUGCCACAUCCAUUAAAAUUUCUGCUUUGUUGGUGGACAGAUGAAAUGAAACAGACUAUAGUAAUAAGUGCUUUGCUCAGUUACCUGUUGUUUGUUACCAGUACACCAGGUAUUCGUUAUAUGUGAGGGUUACGUUCUGCAAAAAGCUCGCAUAAUGUGAAUUCGCAUAUAUUGAACCUAUCAUCCCAUUAAUUAUAGGGGGUUAUAUUCCACGACACGUUUUCGAACCCUCUAGCUAUUUAUUCCGGCAUCGUUUCACAAUAAUAAAGCACUAAAGCAACAAUAAAGCACAUUAGGUCAGAUAAACUGUAAAAUAUAAUAUGAAAAUACAUUGUAAACAAACAAAAAAUUAGAAAUUGUACUCAUUCUGACUGGCGGAGGAAAAGGUUAAUUAUAGGCGAGAAAGGUGCGGGAAAACAUUUGCACCCGCCGCCCUCUUGUGCAAGUCGGCCACCAUACCUCACCAACCAGUCGCACCAGUGCCGCUACUCACAUAGUGGCGAAUUUUUCUUGCAUAAAACGAAUACUUGGCACAUUUAGGUUAGUUGCAUAUGAGUGAAUUUGCAUAUUUCAAACUUGCAUAUAUCGAAUACCUAGUGUAUGUAUUAUCAGCUUUCUUAUUGCACCUUGCCACUAGAAGAAAGAUUGUUCAACAUAUGAGUAUAACUGGAGGUUUUUCCCUUCCAUGUGCUGCCUAAUUGUAAGUUUGUUGGGAAGGUCAUUGGAAUUUUAAAGAACAAAAUAAGAUAAUAUUGAAACUAAUUAAGUGAAAUGUCAUAAAAUAAGCUGCUCAGCAAAUAGUGCAUAGAAUUUUCUUAAAGUAUUUUUGAUAAUAUUUUUGUAAACUACUGUUUGGUUUGAAAAUAAGUUAUUCAAGAGGACUACAAGUAACCUUGAAUAAAGUGAUAACCAUCUUACCUUGGCUAGUUCAACAACUUAGACUAAUGAAAUAGACAUUUAUUAGAAAUAUAUUUCUGAUAAUGUUGAUUCAGUUACAUAAUUAAGGUAUUUCAUUCAUUCAUAUUUAUUCAUUGCCUACUUAAUAUCCAUAUUUUUAUAAGAUCAUUAUAUGUCGGUUGAGAUCAUUAUAAGUCAUUGCAUUGAGAGUGUUGAAAGUGUAAUAUCCGUGAUUAAUUAAAUAUAUAUAUAUAUAUAUAUAUAUAUAUAUAUAUAUAUAUAUAUAUAUAUAUAUAUAUAUAUAUAUAUAUAUAUAUAUAUAUAUAUAUAUAUAUAUAUAUAUAUAUAUAUAUAUAUAUAUAUAUAUAUAUAUAUAUAUAUAUAUAUAUAUAUAUAUAUAUAUAUAUAUAUGUAUAUAUCCAAGUACUCCCAGAGUUACAACCAUUUAAUUUAUGUUCAGCAAAAUUGAUGAAAAUGAUAAAUAAAUCAAUACACAACAUAGAUAAAAUCAGAUAAUUUUGAAAGUUGUUCAUUUAGUUAUAUCACCAAAGUGAUUAAUGGGCUGAAGCAGCCUUUACUCAGGCAUCACACAUUUAACUCCUUUCAUUAUUCAGCUGUUUUUUUCUGGGUGUAAUCUACCCUUUAUUGAUUGUUAAAAUAUGUAGUAAACUAUGACUGGGCUUGGAAAAGCACUGAUCUUGUCUCAGCAUGACUAAUAACAAAGUGCAGUCAGGUGCUCCAUCAUGCUAACAUUGAUGCUACAGGCCAGUUAGAUAAGAUACAACAGUGUUGUGAAAAAAUAUGGCUAUUAUUUACAAGCCUUAAUUUUGUAAUUAUUUUCUGUAUUUCCACAUUUUAACACUGCUCCAUUUGAAUGUUUCACCUUGUAAAAUACCAGAUAGCUUACAAACAUUAUUGUUACUGAAAUAUUGUUGAUUAUAUGCUGGAUAGGUUUUAUAUGUUGGUGCACUUCACUACUAUUGUUAUUAUUUUUGCUUGCAUCAGAUUUCUUUGAAUAUAGCCCUCUCAUCACUUGGGGAGUUUCUGUAUGUGUGUGUGUGUGUAUUAUAGCUUUUUGAAUGAAUUCAUAAGUAUUUUCUAGUAGUUUAGUUUUCGGAGUGAAUUAGUGAGUAUUUUCCUAAAAUCACAGAGGCAUCUACUUCUGUUCACUUGAGAAAGUGUAUAGCUUAUUUGAUUAUUUAAAUUAAAGAUAAUUUAUUAUUGUCAAUUGAAACUUCCAUUUAAUAAAGAAAAUAUAUAUGG